Microdochium trichocladiopsis is the source of this 486-nucleotide messenger RNA. Its product is annotated as Deoxyuridine 5'-triphosphate nucleotidohydrolase. The transcript is spliced from 2 exons. The record is from RefSeq and is a predicted model, not a curated record. Lineage: Eukaryota; Fungi; Ascomycota; Sordariomycetes; Xylariales; Microdochiaceae. Gene Ontology annotation, biological process: dUTP catabolic process; dUMP biosynthetic process. Bases 1 to 486 code for a protein of 161 amino acids. Gene Ontology annotation, molecular function: magnesium ion binding; dUTP diphosphatase activity.
AUGUCGACUGCUGUUGCCACAGCUGAGAAUGGCACUGCCGCGCCACUUCUUGAGCAGGCACCGCCGUUGCUGAUCAAGAAGCUCUCCGAGACCGCCAAGCUCCCCACGAGGGGCAGUGCUUUCGCUGCUGGUUACGACCUCUACGCCUCCAAGGCCACCACCAUCCCCGCUCGGGGCAAGGCUCUUGUCGAUACUGAUAUUGCAAUUGCCGUUCCUGCCGGCACAUACGGCCGGAUCGCCCCCCGAAGCGGCCUCGCCAGCAAGCACUUCAUCGACACCGGCGCCGGUGUCAUCGAUGCCGACUACAGAGGCCAGGUCAAGGUUCUGCUUUUCAAUCACGCCGACACGGACUUUGCGGUCGUUGAAGGCGACCGUGUGGCACAGCUCGUCAUCGAGCGCAUCUACACCCCUGAGGUCGUCGAGGUCGCGGAGCUGGAGGAGAGCAUCCGCGGCGCUGGUGGUUUUGGCAGCACUGGCAAGAACUAG